This is a messenger RNA of Neurospora tetrasperma FGSC 2508, 3476 nucleotides long. RefSeq lists its product as uncharacterized. The coding region runs from base 191 to 3439 and encodes 1082 amino acids. The transcript is spliced from 2 exons. The record is from RefSeq and is a predicted model, not a curated record. NCBI's taxonomy places the organism in Eukaryota, Fungi, Ascomycota, Sordariomycetes, Sordariales, Sordariaceae.
UUGGACUUCGACUUCGAUUUCUCGUCGCAGCAGGCCGCGACAGUGGUGUAAAUCGGGAAGGCCCAAACGGCCCUUUACGAGAAGUUUCCAAAGUCGAACCAGUUCAGUUCACUAACCUCCCAAACACCAUCGCCGCCGAGGUCGGAAUGAUCACGAUAACCGCCUUUUACACCGCCAACAACCGCCCAACAUGAUAAUCUCAGACAACCUCCGCACGGCAUCCAUAUACAUCAACAACCAGCUGCUCUCGCGCGGCCUCCUCCGCGAUGGCGACACCAUCGACUUCGCCUACCCGGGCGACAACGAUGACGAGCUGGCCCACACAAUGGGUCGUAUAAUGGGGGUAGUUAACGACCUGAUCCUCCGGCGCGACCGCGACGCCGAAACCCGCGAAUCCCUCUCCCAAACCCUGCGCUCCCUACGCGCCGAGUCCCUCCGCCAAAGCACCGACAUCGUCCGACUGUCCGACAAGCUGACCGAUUCCGCGCGCAAGACCGCCCUCGCCGAGCAAGAGACUGCGCACGCUCGCACCCAAUUAAAGGCUGCCGAGCAGACUGUCGCCCGUCUGAAAGAGGAGGCUGCCCGCCAGAAGAGCCUGGUCCAGCAAACGAGAAAUGCGUGUGCGAAUGAGAUCAGGAAGCGGGAUCGAAUGAUUGAGGGGCUGAAGAAGGCGGUGGCGGAUGCGGGGAGGACAAGGGGCACGGGCCAUACCAGGGGGGCGUCGAGAGACGGUGGGAUGGGUAGUGGGCUAGGAGGUGUGAUGAGCAUCGUGGUACAGGCGGGCGAGGAGUAUAAUGCUGAGGCGGGCGGCAAGAUGGGGGUUCCGCAGGGGAUGACCGGGUCAGAAGGGUAUGAUCUCCGAAUGGAGACGAACGGGUUCCUUGCGGAGCUGGCCAAGGGUCUCAGCGAGGAGAAUGAGGUUCUACUUGGGCUGGUGAGGAGGACGGUGAAGAGGAUGCAGGAGAUGAGUGGAUGGGAUGUGGUUGCCAAUGUUGUGGUGCAGCAACAGCAACAACAGCAGCAGCAGCAGAAAGAUGAGGCCGGGGAUACGAACAUGGAGGGCGGAGGCGAGCUGAGGAAAGAGGAGGACGAAGGGGAAAAGCAUGCUCUGGUGAUUCCUACUAGCUGCGAGGAACUUCAGCGGGACCUGGAAAAUGUGCUGGAGCAUAUGCGCAUCAUCUUGACGAACCCAUCGUUUGUCCCCAUCGAGGAGGUGGUGGUGCGCGAGGACGAGAUCCAUCGCUUGCGCGAUGGCUGGGUCAAGAUGGAGAGCCGAUGGAAAGAGGCAGUUCACUUGAUCGAUGGCUGGCGCAAUAGGAUGCAGGUCAGCGGUAAGGCCGUUAACGUGGAAGAACUCAAGAUGGGUUUGCGACUUAGCCCGGUCAAGGUUAAGAACGUGGCAGAGACUGCGCAUGGGUUGCAGCUGGAGAUGCCCAGUGUCAGGGAAGACGAGGAUGCAGAAGAGCAGGCGGAUCGCGAAGAUAUCGAGCGGUAUCUUGAGAAGGAGAAGGCCGAUGCUGCUACCGCCGCCGCUGCCGCCGCCUCUACGAAUGCCUCUAUCCCAAGAUCUCGAGAUAGCUCACUCCAUCUUGUGCCGGCACCAAUGGGAGGUGUGCCUGACGACCCUAUGGACGAGGACAGCGAGCAAUCGAGCAUCUUCGAAGACGACGAUAUCGAUCUGGACGACUUGGAGGACGACGACGAGGAGCCCAACGUGGAGGUUCUUGGGCACUCGUUAAUGUUGAGUUCACCGCCGCUUCCUGUGCCACCGCAACUCAGUCCGCUUAAGGAUUCGCCUGCGGCAGGUAACAGGGGUGGUUUUGGACAGCCUAACUUGCGUCGAGGAGGCGGAGACUAUACCAACGACCUACGGGCAGCCGAAGUAGGCCCUCCUGUACCACCACACGCCGACAAACCGCAGCAGACGAAGAAGUCCAUCCGGCCGGUGCGACAAGAAGAUGAUGAUGCUUCAGUUUCUGAAAGGGAACAGUCACGUCCAUCUACUGCGCCAUCUGCUACAUCUCCCGGUAGCAUCAAGCUGGUCAAGGCAGAGGCAUACGGACCCAAAGCGGCAAGUGCAGCGAGGAAGCGGCCAGGGACAGCCACAACGGUUCCGACAGGCCCCACUACUAGGACGCGGUCACGUACACGUACGGCUGAGUCGGAGCGUGAAGCUCCUGCUCCUGCUGCUACAUCUGGUGGGACUGGAAGAACACAGACAACAGCCGCGAGAAAAGCGGCCGCCGAUAGGUCUAAACCACCCAUCACACGUGCUGCACCCUUCAGUACAGCACCAGGAGCAAGAAGCAAGAGCCAAACCCGAUCACUCACAUCAUCCGGUAAAAGUAAGGAGACCGAGAGCAAGACGGGCCCCAAGUAUGUCCCAGGUCAUAGGCGAACCAACUCAGAGAAGACGACCUAUUCCAACGCCAGCGGCCCUGGCACUCCCGGAAGGGAAAGGGAGGUAGCAGGCAGUAACUCCCGACCUACCACCUCCAGCGGGCUUACCAAGACAAGGGAAGCCACACUUCUUGCCCAAUCACCCAAGCUCGCACCAUCACCCAGGUUUACCAAGGGCCUAGCCACCGCCAACAACAGCGAGAACGGCAGCUCAACCGAUAGCGCGAACCGCAGCGGCGGCGGUGCCAUCUCCCAAUCCCCUAUCAUCCCCAACCGCUCGCCCAAGCGAACCGGCAACUCGCGUCUCCCGCUGCCUCGGACAGGGCUCGUUAAUACCGCUGCCCUCCAGGCACAGCAGAGCCCACUCAACGUGGCAGCCAUCGCCGCAAAGCUAGCCGCUUCUGAACGAGAGGCUGACGCGGCCCGGGUCAGGGCCAAGCUGAAGGCCAUGAAGAGGUCAAAACAGGAGAGCGUGGGUCCCUCUCAGUCUCAACGGUCCGCCAAUGGCUCCAGCCAGAGACAAAGCAAGAACCAAAGCCAAAGCCAGAAUCAAAACCAAAACCAAAACCAAAACGAGAAGCAGUCCGAAGACAACCAAAACACCAACAACAAUGGCCGCGCCACCCCCAUGGACUGCGACGACAAUGACGAAAACGAACUUAUCAUUGAACGCCACCGCGCCGGCACACCCAGAGGCAGACAAGACAAAACCCCCAAAACAGCCAGCAGAGCGGCCCGCGAACAGGAGGCGGAGCUCUUCGACUUUGAACAAGAAGAUGAAGAAGUCGAUGAGCUCGCCGGACCGGAAAACCAUCACUACAGCAUGGGAAUGGGUAUGGAAAAGUUACAUGUGCAGAAGAGAAAGAGAGAGAAGAUGAGGACGAGCAGGACGGCCAGCAGGAGGAGGAGUACCCUGAACCCGUGGGAACUGCAGAGUUUGCUUCAGGGGAGUGUCAAUGUGCCUCCUUUGAUGCCCCCGCCGCCGAAUCCAAUGACAGCUGGGAUGGGGAUGACUACUGAUGUUGGGAUGGAAGGUUAGAUUAGGCUGACAAGGCAUGGCUAGUUAGGAAAGGUCC